AUGAGUAUUUGUAAUCGAGAGGGAGGUCGCUGUGCAGAGAUGGCUAUGGUAUGCCUGACAGACUUUGAGGAGUACGCUAAGGAGCAUCUCUCAAAGGCCACCUGGGAUUAUUAUGCAGCUGGAGCGGACGAAUGCUGCACCAGGGACGACAACCUACUGGCUUACAAAAGGAUCCGUCUGAGGCCUCGGAUCCUGCGGGACGUUUCGGUGAGCGACACUCGGACCACGGUGCAGGGCACAGAAAUCAGCUUCCCGGUCGGCAUCGCGCCCACCGCCUUCCACUGCCUGGCCUGGCACGAAGGGGAGGUGGCGACAGCUCGCGCCACGGAGGCCCUGAACACCUGCUACAUCACCAGCACCUACUCCACCUGCUCCGUGGAGGAGAUCGUGGCGGCGGCGCCCAACGGCUACCGCUGGUUCCAGCUGUACGUGUACCGGGACAGGAAGCUGUCGGAGCAGAUCGUGCACCGGGUGGAGGGCCUCGGCUACAAGGCGCUGGUCCUCACCGUCGACGUGCCGUACACCGGGAAGCGCCGCAACGACAUCCGCAACCAGUUCAAGCUGCCGCCGCACCUCAAGGUCAAGAACUUUGACGGAGUGUUCCAGGAGACCGCCGGGCCCGAGGAGUACGGGAUACCGGCCAACACCCUGGACCCCUCCAUCAGCUGGAAGGACAUCCACUGGUUGCAGUCCAUCACCCGCCUUCCCGUUAUCAUCAAGGGCAUCCUGACCAAGGAGGACGCCGAGCUGGCCGUGGAGCACGGCGUCCAGGGCAUCAUCGUGUCCAACCACGGCGGGAGGCAGCUGGACGGGGGGCCGGCCUCGAUCGACGCGCUGUCAGAGAUUGUGGACACGGUUCAGGGCCGGAUCGAGGUCUACGUGGACGGAGGGAUCCGGACCGGCAGCGAUGUCCUCAAAGCUCUGGCCCUGGGAGCGAAGUGUGUGUUCAUCGGCCGUCCGGCGGUGUGGGGCCUCGCAUACAAGGGCGAGGAAGGAGUGAGGGAGGUUCUACAGAUCCUGAACGACGAGUUCCGUCUGUCCAUGGCUCUGUCAGGGUGCAGGAACGUCGCUGAGAUCAACAGGAACCUCAUUCAGUUCUCCAAACUCUGACAGCAGGGGGCAGCGUUGAGCACGGCGACGGAGCCUGAGAGUUCGUCAUGAAAAUCACAGAUAUGUACCUCAGAACUCUUUGUCUCGCAGGAAUCAGUGUACAUGUGAGCAACUUCCACCACGCCGGUUUGUCUGAGUGGGAGAGCUGAGGGUCGGCAGCAGGUUUAGCGAGUGAAUAACGAAAGUGUUUUAGCUUCAUAGUCUAGAGGAGACGGAGGCGCUGAUCAUGGAGCCAGCUGGUUGCUUUUGGUUGUGUUGGAGUGGAAGAGUACGACGGACACAGUGUUUGAAAUGCUGCGAGUGAUGUGGUUGAAUAAACGCCUGCUGAGGUGACCAA
Stegastes partitus (bicolor damselfish) is the source of this 1447-nucleotide messenger RNA. It is a transcript of the gene hao2, whose product is annotated as hydroxyacid oxidase 2 (long chain). The transcript is spliced from 8 exons. Gene Ontology annotation, biological process: fatty acid alpha-oxidation. NCBI's taxonomy places the organism in Eukaryota, Metazoa, Chordata, Actinopteri, Pomacentridae. The coding region runs from base 1 to 1110 and encodes 369 amino acids. The record is from RefSeq and is a predicted model, not a curated record. Gene Ontology annotation, molecular function: FMN binding; (S)-2-hydroxy-acid oxidase activity. Gene Ontology annotation, cellular component: peroxisomal matrix.